AAGUAAACGAAAAAAAACAAAAAAAAUAUUCCACUCAUUAUUAAUAUUUUAUUUUCCCGUGCGCCUUUCCCUAAAGAGUAAAGACUUUCAUUUCUCUCUCUUACCCUCUCAUCUUCACACCUUCGUCGGUUAAUCCAAAACACCGCGUCGUUUUUCACUUUCCCAAUCAAACGCGCCGCCGCAACCGGCGAAUCUCUCCGUCGUAACCGUUUCAUCAUUUCCAAUUUCGUUUUCCACUUCACCUUCAAAAAACAACGACCGAUUUUUGUUUCCAAUUUUCCAAUUCAUAUUCGCCGCCGGCGAUUCAGUUUCUGACGAUUCCUCAUCGGAAGAUGAGGUGCGCAUGAUUAUUUUAUUAACCUGCGCACCGUCGGUCGUUGCUUUUUCAUUCGGUUUGAAUCAAAAUUAACGGAACGGAACUUCGUUUUGCUUUGUGUAGUUUUUUUUGUUAAGGUUUUUGUGGAGAUACACUGUAGAUAACAGAAGCAACAAGUGAUAUAUUUCACUUUUUUUAUUAUUGUUAUGACCAAUCACUCUUAUAGAGAGGAGGUUGAAGUAAGUAUAAUUGUAAGUUAGUCAUACGUUACAAUAUGGCUUUCUUUAGGAACUUCGUAAAUGAUACAGUCUCGCAUGGUGUUAUGGAAGAUAAAGGCCUAGGACAGGAUGCUAAUAAUAUCAAUAGAUUGGUAGGUAAUGAAUGUAAUGAUGCAACUUCUAGCGAGAAAGAAUUCGAUAUGAACUUGGAGGCACAAUAUGAGAGUGAUGGUGGACCAGAUGCUGCCUGUAGACCGCAAAAUGAGGGAACGGCCGAUGAUGGAGAUGCUAUGAGAGAAUCCAACUUACAGGCUGCUGGUAGUAAAUCAUCUACGGUUGGAAAGUGGGGUUCAACAUUUUGGAAGGACUGCCAACCAAUGUGUCCUCAAAAUGGUUCUGAAUCUGGGAAGGAAUCAAAAAGUGGAUCAGACUAUAGAAAUGCAGGGGGAUCCGAAGAUAAUUCAUUGGAUGGAGAAACAGGAAGGCUAGACUCGGAAGAUGAUGAUGGACAAAAGGAGGCAGGUAAAAGCCGAAGAAGCCACUCUGAUGUUCCUGCAGAAGAGAUGUUGUCUGAUGAAUAUUAUGAGCAGGAUGGGGAAGAUCAAAGUGACUCAUUGCAGCAUUAUAAUGGGAUUCACAAGCCUACUGGACGAAAUUCAUGGCCUCAACAGAUGUCUACUUCCACGAAAAGAACUGUGCAUAGGAAAUCUAGGAUUUCAGAUGAUGAUGGUGAUUAUGAAGAAGAAGAUGAAGUAGAUGAAGAUGAUCCUGAUGAUGCAGAUUUUGAGCCUGCCGCAAGUGGCCAUACCUUAACCAAGGAUAAAGAUUGGGAAGCUAUAGGAUCGGAUGAAAAUGAUGACAGUGAUGAAAGUCUAGAUGUCUCUGAUGAUGACGAAUCUUUCUAUACUAGAAAACCCAAGGGAAGGCAACAAGGUAAGGUUAGAAAAAGUAUAAAAUCUACCAGAGAUCGCAAAGCAGGUGUUGCAUCUAGCAGACAAAGAAGAUUCAAAUCAUCUUUUGAAGAUAAUGAGUCAACAACAGAUGAUUCUGACAGUGAUAGUGAUGAUGAUUUCAAAAGCACAAGAAAGAGAAGUUUCAAUGUCCGCAAGAAUAACAGCCGCUUUUCUGCAACCAACAGUUUUUCUACCCACAGCAGUGAGGUCCGCACUUCUACUAGGGCGGUUAGGAAGAUAUCAUAUGUUGAAAGUGAUGGAAGUGAAGAAGCUGAUGAAGGGAAGAAAAAAAAGUCUCAAAAGGAGGAAAUUGAAGAGGACGAUAGUGACUCUAUUGAAAAGGUGCUUUGGCAUCAGCUGAAGGGCACAGCUGAAGAUGCCCAAAGGAAUAAUAGAUCAACAGAGCCUGCUUUAACGAGUCACCUGUUUGAUUCUGAAUUUGAUUGGAAUGAGAUUGAAUUUUUGAUAAAAUGGAAGGGGCAAUCUCAUUUGCACUGUCAAUGGAAGUCUUUUGCAGAGCUACAAAAUCUCAGUGGCUUCAAGAAGGUUUUGAAUUAUACGAAGAAAAUAAUGGAGGACAUCAGGUACCGAAAGACAAUCUCAAGGGAGGAGAUUGAGGUCCAUGAUGUGAGUAAGGAGAUGGAUUUAGAAAUUAUCAGGCAGAAUAGUCAGGUGGAAAGAAUAAUUGCAGACAGGAUCAGUAAAGAUGAUUCUGGUAAUGUUAUCCCAGAAUAUCUGGUCAAGUGGCAAGGACUAUCUUAUGCUGAAGUGACUUGGGAAAAGGACAUUGAUAUCGCUUUUGCUCAACAUUCAAUUGAUGAGUAUAAGGCUCGAGAGGCUGCAAUGUCAGUUCAAGGAAAGGUGGUGGAUUCCCAGCGUAAGAAGAGCAAAGCAAGUUUGCGGAAGCUUGAGGAACAACCUGAAUGGUUGAAGGGUGGAAAGCUCCGUGAUUAUCAACUUGAGGGUUUGAAUUUUCUUGUUAACAGCUGGAGAAAUGAUACAAAUGUCAUUUUAGCUGAUGAAAUGGGUCUUGGGAAAACUGUUCAGUCAGUAUCAAUGCUUGGUUUUCUACAGAAUGCCCAGCAAAUCCAUGGUCCUUUUCUUGUAGUUGUGCCGUUGUCUACUUUAUCAAACUGGGCCAAAGAAUUCAGGAAGUGGCUUCCUGAUAUGAAUAUUAUUGUAUACGUUGGUACUCGAGCAAGUCGAGAGGUUUGUCAACAGUAUGAAUUUUAUAAUGACAAAAAGCCUGGUAAACCAAUAAAAUUCAAUGCACUGUUGACUACAUAUGAAGUAAUUUUGAAAGAUAAGGCUGUUCUCUCCAAGAUCAAAUGGAAUUAUCUGAUGGUAGAUGAAGCUCAUAGACUAAAAAAUAGCGAGGCGCAGUUGUAUACAUCACUUUUAGAAUUUAGCACCAAGAAUAAGUUGCUCAUCACCGGGACUCCCUUACAAAAUAGUGUUGAAGAGCUAUGGGCUUUGCUCCACUUCCUUGAUCCUAACAAGUUCAAGAGCAAGGAUGAGUUUGUUCAAAACUAUAAAAAUCUGAGUUCUUUCCAUGAGAAUGAGCUUGCAAAUCUUCAUAUGGAAUUGAGGCCACACAUACUUCGAAGAGUUAUCAAAGAUGUGGAGAAAUCUUUACCCCCCAAAAUUGAGCGUAUUCUUCGGGUUGAAAUGUCUCCUCUUCAGAAACAGUAUUAUAAGUGGAUUUUGGAACGUAACUUUCAAAAUUUAAACAAAGGAGUUCGCGGGAAUCAGGUUUCUCUUCUAAAUAUUGUGGUGGAAUUGAAAAAGUGUUGCAACCAUCCCUUCCUAUUUGAAAGUGCUGAUCAUGGCUAUGGUGGGGACUCUGGAGGCAGUGACAACAGUAAACUUGAGAGAAUUGUCUUUAGCAGUGGCAAGCUUGUGAUACUUGAUAAGCUGCUUGUUAGAUUGCAUGAGACCAAACAUCGUGUUCUGAUUUUCUCUCAGAUGGUCAGGAUGUUAGAUAUACUGGCACAGUAUUUGUCACUUCGAGGGUUUCAAUUUCAAAGACUUGAUGGCAGUACAAAAUCUGAGCUGCGACAGCAGGCAAUGGAGCAUUUCAAUGCGUCUGGUAGUGAUGAUUUUUGCUUCCUUCUUUCAACACGAGCAGGAGGUUUAGGUAUCAACCUUGCCACAGCAGACACGGUCAUUAUAUUUGAUUCUGACUGGAAUCCGCAAAAUGACCUGCAGGCAAUGAGUAGAGCUCAUAGAAUUGGGCAACAAGAAGUUGUUAACAUAUAUAGAUUUGUGACAAGCAAAAGUGUUGAAGAAGAUAUUCUGGAGCGUGCUAAGAAGAAGAUGGUUCUGGACCAUUUGGUGAUUCAAAAACUGAAUGCAGAAGGUAGACUGGAGAAAAAAGAAGCCAAAAAAGGAGGAAGUCUUUUUGAUAAAAAUGAACUGUCUGCAAUCUUACGAUUUGGAGCAGAAGAGCUUUUUAAGGAAGAAAGAAAUGAUGAAGAAAGCAAGAAACGACUCUUAAGUAUGAAUAUAGAUGAGAUUCUUGAAAGAGCUGAGAAGGUUGAAGAGAAGAUAGAUGAAGAGGAACAAGGCAAUGAGUUAUUAAGUGCAUUUAAGGUUGCCAAUUUUUGCAAUGAUGAAGAUGAUGCAAGUUUCUGGAGCCGUUGGAUAAAGCCUGAUGCUGCAUUCCAAGCAGAGGAAGCUCUUGCUCCACGUUCUGCAAGAAAUAUUAAAAGCUAUGCAGAGGCUGAUCCAUCUGAAAGGAGUAAUAAAAGAAAAAAGAAGGAACCUGAACCAACUGAGCGAGUUCAGAAGCGCCGCAAAGCAGAGUAUUCGGCUCCUGCAGUACCAAUGGUUGAUGGAGCCUCUGUCCAAGUGAGAAGUUGGUCAUAUGGGAAUUUACCUAAAAGAGAUGCACUCCGUUUUUCUCGUGCAGUUAUGAAAUUCGGGAAUGAGAACCAAAUCAACUUAAUUGCUGCUGACGUUGGUGGUGCAGUUUUGGCAGCUCCACCUGAAGCACAGAUUGAACUUUUCAAUGCUCUAAUUGAUGGUUGUUCAGAAGCUGCGGAAAUUGAACAUUUGGAUCUGAAGGGGCCUGUGCUCGACUUUUUUGGUGUCCCAGUGAAAGCAAAUGAUCUACUUACCCGCGUCCAAGAACUUCAGCUCCUAGCAAAGCGCAUUAGCCGGUAUGAAGAUCCCAUUGCACAAUUCCGCGUUUUAUCAUAUCUUAAACCUUCAAACUGGUCGAAAGGUUGUGGGUGGAAUCAAAUUGAUGAUGCCAGAUUGCUUCUUGGAAUACAUUACCAUGGAUUUGGUAAUUGGGAAAUGAUUAGAUUAGAUGAAAGGCUUGGCCUCAUGAAAAAAAUAGCACCUGUAGAACUCCAAAACCACGAAACUUUCUUGCCACGAGCUCCAAAUUUGAGAGACCGUGCUAAUGCCCUUCUGGAGCAAGAACUCGUUGUUCUUGGGGUAAAAAAUGUGAAUAGCAGAGUUGCACGUAAGCCUUCCAAGAAAGAGAAAGAACAUAUGAUGAAUAUCUCACUGUUGCGUGGACAGGAGAAGAAGAAAAAACCAGGUUCUGUUAAUGUCCAAAUGAGGAAGGAUAGGUUUCAGAAACCCCGUAAGGUUGAACCUAUUGUAAAAGAGGAAGGUGAAAUGUCCGACAAUGAAGAAGUAUAUGAGCAGUUUAAGGAAGUAAAAUGGAUGGAAUGGUGUCAAGAUGUGAUGGUUGAAGAAAUGAAAACUUUGAAACGUCUUCACAGAUUGCAGACAACUAGUGCUAAUCUUCCUAAGGAAAAGGUUCUCUCAAAGAUACGCAACUAUUUACAACUUCUUGGGCGAAGGAUUGAUCAAAUUGUGUUCGAAAAUGAAGCGGAACCCUAUAAGCAAGAUAGAAUGACUGUACGACUGUGGAAAUAUGUAUCCACCUUUUCCCAUCUUUCAGGGGAGAGACUUCAUCAAAUAUAUUCCAAACUUAAACAGGAACAAAAUGAUGAGGCCGGGGUUGGUCCCUCUGCUUCAUUUAACAGAAAUGGAAACCCAUUCCAUCGCCAUAUGGAGAGGCAAAGAGGAUUAAAAAAUAUGGCUAACUACCAAGUGACAGAACCUGAUAAUAAUAACUCAGGAAAAUCUGAGGCAUGGAAACGAAGAAGAAGAUCUGAAAGUGAUGAUCAUUUCCAGGGUCAGCCACCACCUCAAAGAAUCACCAGUAAUGGAAUCCGGGUUACUGACCCUAACUCACUUGGGAUCCUUGGUGCUGGACCAUCUGACAAACGGCUUGUUAGUGAGAAACCUUUUAGGACACAACCUGGUGGUGUUCCUUAAAGUAGCCAGUUUUGUGGGAUCUUACCGGCAGAUUACUAGAGUGUUGGUGGCCGGCUUUCACUCUGCAUUUACACAGCUUCAGCUACUGUAUAUUCUCUGGAAUUCUUUUUCCACCCAUUUGGAAUAAGAUCUGCAGAUCCUUUUUGGCAUUUUCCUGAAGUCGAUCUGAAAAAUAUCUCAACUCUGGAAUCUGCGUUCUUGAACAAGAUGGUUGAAGCAAAUGAAGAUUUGCUGCAAGAUGAAACUGAAUCUUGCCAAUUGUUUCUUUUUGUCCUUUUAAUUUCUACCCUCGAUUAUGAGCCUAGCAAAAUGUUUACAUACAAAAAAUCUUUAAAAGAAAGGUUUCCCACUUGCUUUAGACAUACUUAGGAAAAUAUACAUUGUCAGUUCUGCAAUUUUAUUGGACUGAACUGCUCAAUCCAUAAAGUAUGUUAGUUGAUGCAACCAGAAUUGUAUCUGAUUUUGUGAUAUUUAUAUAGCCUAUAAUGUCCAAAAUUUUGCAAUUCUUUCA
Trifolium pratense (red clover) is the source of this 6297-nucleotide messenger RNA. Its product is annotated as protein CHROMATIN REMODELING 5. Gene Ontology annotation, molecular function: ATP-dependent chromatin remodeler activity; chromatin binding; histone binding. The transcript has 31 exons. Gene Ontology annotation, cellular component: nucleus; chromatin. Gene Ontology annotation, biological process: nucleosome organization; regulation of transcription by RNA polymerase II. The record is from RefSeq and is a predicted model, not a curated record. Lineage: Eukaryota; Viridiplantae; Streptophyta; Magnoliopsida; Fabales; Fabaceae. Bases 591 to 5786 code for a protein of 1731 amino acids.